Molecule: messenger RNA, 5123 nt
Organism: Mastomys coucha (southern multimammate mouse)
Lineage: Eukaryota; Metazoa; Chordata; Mammalia; Rodentia; Muridae
Gene: Znf316
Product: zinc finger protein 316
Exons: 6
Coding region: 595-3630 (1011 amino acids)
Biological process (GO): regulation of transcription by RNA polymerase II
Cellular component (GO): nucleus
Molecular function (GO): DNA-binding transcription factor activity, RNA polymerase II-specific; sequence-specific DNA binding
Source: RefSeq, a predicted model, not a curated record
GCGCGCGCUGGGGGCGGUGGCGGCGGCAAGGCUGGCCGUCAUGGAUGCUCGGGAGCUGGAGGCCUCGGGUGUCCGUGGGGAGAUCGCGCGUCUGCAGGGCCUGUCCUUGGUGGGGUCGGAGCUGCAGCUGCAGGAGCUAGAUCUUCCAGGCCCCUAGAUCUCUCCAAUACCGGCCUGGGCCUGCGCGGCACGUCACGGAUGGCUUAACACCCCAGAGGGGCACAGAAUCCAGUGUGAGAGGGAACGGGCAGGGGACGACGUGCACUGCACCUUUGCAGGGUGCUAGCGCCGCCUUCUCCAGCUUAGGGGCGGGAGCUGGGCUGGAGCCGCCCCCGCCCCCUGGAGAGACACCUUCCAAGGAGGGUUGUCACCACUCUGGCCCAUGAAGUGGAUGCUAUGUACCCUCCCCGAACCCUACCUCCCAGAGGGAGGGAGAAGAGAGAAAGACUUUGUUCCGGAACCCAACAGCCAGCUUUGUGACAUUGAGGGGCCGUGGCCCAGCCUGCUUCAUCUGUAAAUGGAGGCUGGCUGGACUGCUCUCCACUAAAUCUGUUGCCCUCCCCGAGGCCACACGGAGGCUCUCUCCCAGGGACGAUGGCUGCCCUUCAUACUGCUUCAGACUCCCCAGCUACCCAGCCGGAGCCAGCAGAAGAUGGGUCAGAAUGUGAUGCUGACCCCGAGGAGGAGGAGGAGGAGGAGGAGGAAGAGGGGAGAGAGGAGGAAGAGGUAGUAGUGGAAGAAGUAGCCACACAGGUGCAGGAGGUGGCGGAGGCAGAGGUGGAGGCCAACUCAGCGGACAUUGGUGACAGUGAUGAUGAUGAUGAUUAUGUGGAGGAGGUGCUGGCAGAGGAGCAGACUCUGAGUUUAGGGACCCAGGAGCGGCUUAGCAAUGGUGGUGAUGCCAAAUCAUCAGGUCUUCAAGGAAAAGCCCCGCAGACCUCCCGGGUGUCUCCCACUACUCAGGAUGAAGAUGCGGAGGACGAGGAAGAAGAGGAAGAUGGUGAGCACUUCCUGACCCAGGGCCUGGUGACUUUUGAAGAUGUGGCUGUGUACUUCUCCUUGGAGGAGUGGGAGAGGCUGGAUGUGGACCAGCGGGACCUCUACCGGGAAGUAAUGCAGGAGAACUAUGGGAUCCUGGUCUCCCUGGGAUACCCAAUCCCUAAGCCGGAUCUGAUCUUCCACCUUGAACAAGGAGAAGAACCUUGGGUCGAAGAUGGCCCCCAUUCUGAGGAGGGAGACGUCGUCACUGGUGUCUACACGGGAGCCUGGUUCUGGAACGAUGAUGUAGAGGACCAUGAGGAGGAAGAUGACGAGGACUUCCUUGCUGAGAUGGCGGAGGAGGAGAACGAGCCCCCAGGGCUGUGGUCUGCUGCCUAUGGAGUGGGGGAUGUGCCUGGGACUUGGGGCCCUGACGACUCAGAUUCGGUGCAGACUCCAGAGGGUUGGGAACCCAACCCGGGCAGCCUCGGUAUCCUGGCGGAGGAGGUUGAAGCAAAACAUUUCCUGUCCGGCCGGGAGCCUGGUGAGAACUUUCUGGUGCCCUGGGCAUUCCCUGCAGUGGCUGUCCCCAUCGGAUGUCCGGAGACCACUUGCAACGUGUGCGGCAAAGUGUUUCCGCACCGUUCGCGCCUGGCCAAGCACCAGCGUUACCACGCAGCGGUCAAGCCCUUCGGCUGCGAGGAAUGCGGCAAGGGCUUUGUGUACCGCUCGCACCUGGCCAUCCACCAGCGCACUCAUACCGGCGAGAAGCCCUUCCCGUGCCCGGACUGCGGCAAGCGCUUCGUCUACAAGUCGCACCUGGUCACGCACCGGCGCAUCCACACGGGCGAGCGGCCCUACCGCUGCGUCUUCUGCGGCGCGGGCUUCGGGCGGCGCUCCUACUUGGUGACCCAUCAGCGCACGCACACGGGCGAGAGGCCCUACCCGUGCCUACACUGCGGCCGUAGCUUCAGCCAGAGCUCAGCGCUCGCCCGCCACCAGGCUGUGCAUACCACUGAUCGUCCUCACUGCUGCCCCGACUGCGGCCAAGCCUUUCGCCUGCGCGUCGACUUCCAGCGUCACCGGCGCGGCGGCGGCUGCACGGAACCCAGCAGCGGCGAUGGCGUGCGGAUGGCUCCCCACGAGGUGGGGAUGGCUCCCAAUGAGGUGGAGAUGGCAGUCGCGGCUGUAGCCACGGCGGAACCCGAGGAAGUGGAAGCCGGGCCCGCAGAGACUGAAGAGCCCGAGCCUGGUGUGGCAGAUGGAGACACCGAGGCUGAAGUCAGACAGGACGAGCAGGUGGUGGUCGCUCCGGCGGCAGAGGCGACUGUCCCCGACAGCAAGAAGGACCCUGAGCCAGACAGGCGGUUCCGUGAGAUGGGCAACGGCCUGGUUGAGGGCGAAGGGCCUUCCACGCAUCCGUUCGGCUUCCACUUCCCCAUGCAUCCCAAGUCCUGGCUGCAUCCGGACGGUUUCCCCAUGCUGGGGUUUCCCGAGUUCUCCGAACGGCUGCAGGCCGAUGGGCGCCAUCUGCCCGGCCCCCUGGGCGCCCCGCUAUCCCUGCAGGGCAUGGGGUUGGCUUGCGACCCGUUCCGCAGCGCGGGCCCCGGAGCAGGGGCGGAUGGUGGCCUGCGAGCAUUCGCGCCCGCCGUCAGCUCGUUGCUGUCGGAGCCGGCGCCUGCCGCGCUGGCGGAAGAGGAGAGCCCAUGGAUCUGCUCCGACUGCGGCAAGACGUUCGGGCGGCGCGCGGCGCUGGCCAAGCACCAGCGCUACCAUGCGGGCGAGCGGCCGCACCGCUGCGCCGACUGCGGCAAGAGCUUUGUGUAUGGCUCGCACCUGGCGCGCCACCGGCGCACGCACACGGGCGAGCGGCCCUUCCCGUGCCCGGAGUGCGGCGCCCGCUUCGCCCGCGGCUCGCACCUGGCGGCGCACGUGCGCGGCCACACCGGCGAGAAGCCGUUCGUGUGCGGCGUGUGCGGCGCGGGCUUCAGCCGGCGCGCGCACCUCACGGCGCACGGACGCGCGCACACGGGCGAGCGGCCCUACGCGUGCGCCGAGUGCGGCCGGCGCUUCGGCCAGAGCGCGGCGCUCACGCGGCACCAGUGGGCGCACGCCGAGGAGAAGCCGCACCGUUGCCCGGACUGCGGCAAGGGCUUCGGCCACAGCUCGGACUUCAAGCGGCACCGACGCACGCACACGGGCGAGAAGCCGUUCCGCUGCGCCGACUGUGGCCGCGGCUUCGCGCAGCGCUCCAACCUCGCCAAGCACCGGCGCGGCCACACGGGCGAGCGGCCCUUCCCCUGCCCAGAGUGCGGCAAGCGCUUCUCUCAGCGUUCCGUGCUCGUGACGCACCAGCGCACGCACACGGGCGAGCGGCCCUACUUGUGCUCCAACUGUGGCCGGCGCUUCUCGCAGAGCUCGCACCUCCUCACGCACAUGAAGACGCACCGGGGGUCCGGGGGCGCGCAGGUGCAGAACACCUCCGCCAAGGCCCAGGCGCCUACCAAGGCAACGCCGCCUCUGCCACCACCGGGCUCGGGCUCCGGCUCUGGCUCCGGAACGCUGCUCGAGUUCGCGGGAGGAACCAGCUUCGGCUCCGAUCCGGCCGCGUUCGCCGGGCCCUCCGACACCUACGAGGAGAGCAUCCUGUGAGGCCUGUCAAAGCGUGCGGCGUGUCCUCCAGCUCUUUGUGGGGCUGAGGAUUCCCACUCUUGGGUGCUCAGGUCCUUCCCGCCCCAAGCUUCAGAUCUCGCUUGGGUGCACACGGGCCGCCACCCUGAUCAAGACCGACCCAUCCCUCGAUCUAUGGUGCAGGGGUGGUGGGAUGGCGGGCAAGGCCUAUUAGUUCAUCACGGAUCCGGUUCAGGUGCCGCAGAGCCCCGCUUUAGGAGUCUGUCAUCGGGCUUUCUGGUGCAUUUGGGUUUCUUGGUGGGUUUGGCCUCUAUCCAUUCUCUCUGGGAGAUUUGGGGAUCGUCUUCCUGUCACUUGAGUGAGUCCAGGAAGUUUUCAGAACCUAAUUUGUGUCAGGCAGGAACCUCAAUAGGUUUUGGGGGAGAUAGAGGUACAAACAGGGAAAGCUUUUGUUCUGUCAGCUGUAGGUAUUUAUUCCCAUCUCAUACGAUCCGAAGAGUGUGGGAGGAGUUGAAAAGGCAAGAUACCAAAUGGGUAGCCAGGUUGCAGAUAUUGUCUAGGACCCUGGGGAGUUGGAAGCCUUAUUCUUUGGAAAUCCUCACUCCAACCCCCAAACACAGGUCUGACAAGCGCUGGCUACAAUAUGGAUUUUGGUAUUACUAUCCCCUCUCAGUUUGUUCUCUAGUGGCUGCAAAUAGCACACAUGGACAUCUUUGGGGUCCCUGGUGUGGGCUCCUACAGACCUAGUCCCCAAACAUUGGCUUCCUAGCAGAUCCCUCCCCUGGAGCAGGUGGCUGUGGAGCCGUGUGCUCAGCCAGCCUUUCCAUAGCACUGGGGUGGGUCCAGGAAUCUUCCCUCUCGUAGUAAAGGCCCUACAUCCUCUGCAAGCCUCUUCACACAGCUUCUAUAAUCACCCUACACUAGGAGCAGGUAGUGUUUCUGCCACUGGUGGUUCUCCACAUAAGGGAUCGUGUGGAGCUGAGCUCACAGCGCCUUACUAUGCAAGGCCCCUGUACAGUGGACAGCGAACUUUCCAGCCCUGAAUGUUGGCACCUGUGGUGUGGCUCACAGGAGCCCCUCCCACCCUCCAUGAAUUCUGGGCCAGUGUGACUGGAGGCUAGAGAAGUAAGAUUUCCACCCAACUGCAUUCCCUGUAGACCUAGAUCCUUUGUUGUAGUAUAGACAUGACCUUGGGGCCCAAGAGCUAACAGGCAGGCUGCUAGGUGCUGGGUGGGUAGUCCAUGGGUGGGAAGAGAGCCUGGGUGGUGAUGGUCAGAAUGUCGUAGCUUGAUCUGGUGAGGUCGAGUGGGGAGGAAGACAUAGGUCCUUGUUGUUCAGCAGUGGGUAUCUGUCCCCUUUUUUCCUCCUCUUUCCAUGUCUUCUGGGACACGAGCUUCAGAACGAGCCAGGACAGGGUGGUCUGUGAGGGUACCACUCAUCCCUCUUAAGUUUCCACCCUGCCCCCUCUGCUGUGGACAGGAGGACCUAGCUUUAAUAAAGAUGGAGAAACAAGC